This is a messenger RNA of Lytechinus variegatus (green sea urchin), 2067 nucleotides long. Its product is annotated as ketosamine-3-kinase-like. NCBI's taxonomy places the organism in Eukaryota, Metazoa, Echinodermata, Echinoidea, Temnopleuroida, Toxopneustidae. The record is from RefSeq and is a predicted model, not a curated record. The transcript has 7 exons. The coding region runs from base 111 to 1037 and encodes 308 amino acids.
GUUAACCGGCCGUAUAUGUGAUUUGUGAACCACUUUGAUAGCGCCGGGCUCAUGCAGCUGAGCUGAAGUCAAGACAAAGAAAAAAGAGGAAAGAUAUUCUUUAGCUGAUAAUGGAAAAGAUACUGAAAGAUGCUGUUGGUGCUACAACGAUCAAAUCAAUGGGCAGAGCUGGAGGAGGUUGUAUCAGCGAUGGACAGAGCUAUGACACAGACAAGGGAAAAUUCUUUGUUAAAAUCAAUGAACAGAGUGGGGCAAGACAGAUGUUUGACGGUGAGAAGGCAAGUCUUGAUGCUAUUCUAGCUACUGAGACCAUCAAGGUUCCAAGACCUGGACCAGUCCUGGACCAUCCUUCAGGAACUGGAGCUAUAUUCAUCAUGGAAUAUCUGGAUCUUCAAGGUCUUGGGAAACAUUCUGCGGCUCUUGGUGAACAGUUAGCCAGAUUGCAUCUACACAAUAUUGAACUGGGUAAGAGAGCCAAGAAAGAUGAAGGUCGGAUAGGAGCACAUACAUCAGAAGGUUUCAUCAAUCAGUUUGGUUUCCAUACUCCCACCUGCUGCGGUUAUCUUCCUCUUGAUAAUACAUGGAGUGAUGACUGGGUGAGCUUCUAUACCCAGCAACGUCUGAAGAUGCAGAUUGACAUGAUAGAGAAGAAGAGCAGCGACAAGGAGUUGAGAGAGAUGUGGCCUCUCCUUGAGAGAAGAAUACCAAAGUUAUUUGAAGGAUUAGAGAUCACUCCAUCUCUACUGCAUGGUGAUCUAUGGGGUGGCAAUGCAGGCCAGCUAGAAUCAUGUCCAGUGAUUUAUGACCCAGCUAGUUACUAUGGCCACCAUGAGUUUGACCUGUCUAUAGGAGCUAUGUUUCACUCUUUCAGUCAAGCCUUCCAUAAAGCCUAUCACAAACACAUCCCUAAGGCACCUGGCUUCGAAGGGAGAGAGAAACUCUAUCUGCUCUUCCAUCAUCUAAACCACUGGAAUCAUUUUGGAUCAAGCUACAGAGGCUCAUCAUUAUCUAUCGUGAGGAGUCUCCUAAAAGAUUGAUGAAACUAUGUUUUGUGAUCCUACUUGCAUCCUCAGACUGCCAUUACUUACACCUGCAAUUUACCCACAUUGUGAGGGUCGGCGUCAGUAAAUGUAAAAAAAUUUGCUGGAAUUUAAACUUUGAACCAUUUGGUGACAGAUAUUAAAAAGUGGGUACCCAAUGCUCCAGUUCUCCACCAUGUUUUUUUAAGUGCCAAAUUAUCUUAUUAAAAAGAAUAACUGAAGAUGUGCUCAACAAUUAUCCCACUUUAGUCACUUUUAUGGUACCCCAAUUUCAACACUAUUUUAUGCUCCCCAUGAAUUUCUACUUGAUUCAACUACAAAUUUUUAUUUGGUAUGAACAGAAGUAGUGAGAUAGCUUUCGUUCAGGAAUUAUAUUCAUUUUCCCUGCCAUUUGCCUUCCUUUGAUAUCAUUGUAGUUUCUUGAUAAGUUAUUGAAUUGCUUUCUGUGAUUACAAAACAUUUUUUUUUAAUUAUGUGUUCAUGAUUGAUAGUAAAUGUUUUGUUAUCCUUACCACAAAAAGUAAAAUUACACGUUAUGCAUAAAAUCAUCACAAAUUUAGAUUUGUUGGUGCAAAAUGUAAACUUGGUUUUACAGUCAUGCUUUUUUCUGUUCAUUUUAUGUUGUGCUGCAAUGUAUGUGGCAAAUUUAGUUUAUGUGCCUGUUACUAAAUGUAAAGCUUGAGUUACUAACUCAGCUCUGAUCUUUAUUCUUGCCUAUGUUUGUUUGUAAUUCCCACUGUAACUUGAAUUGUUUUUAUAUUACUAAGAGUAAGUUUUAUCUAUCUCUGUCAUAUUCGAUGAAGGAUACAGGGAUUUCAUCAUGUGGUCUAUUAUUAAAGUCUGAUCUAAUUGAAUGGUGUUGAUUUUAGACAAUUUUACUUUAAAAAAUAUUUUUCAUUUAAAUCAAGCCUUUGUAAAAUAUAGUCAGUGUUGGUAUAAUGUACUUUAUAUGACAACUCUGUUCUAUGAAAAUGGUUAUUUUUUCUGACAUUCAUUAAAUAUGCUAUGGUUGCAUACCACAAUGUUA